Messenger RNA from Pteropus alecto (black flying fox), 1371 nucleotides. RefSeq names its product BPI fold containing family B member 2 (gene BPIFB2). The record is from RefSeq and is a predicted model, not a curated record. NCBI's taxonomy places the organism in Eukaryota, Metazoa, Chordata, Mammalia, Chiroptera, Pteropodidae. The transcript has 15 exons. Gene Ontology annotation, molecular function: lipid binding. Bases 1 to 1371 code for a protein of 456 amino acids.
AUGGCUCGGGCAUGUGGGCUGGGCCUGCUGCUGGCACUGUUGCUGCCCAUGGUUGGCACCUCUGUGCCGGGCACCGUGGUCAGACUAAACAAAGCCAUGCUGAACUACGUGUCUGAAACCGGGAAAGCCCCUCUCCAGCGGGCCCUGCAGGUCACUGUCCCACAUUUCCUGGACUGGAGUGGAGAGGUGCUUCAGCCCUCCAGGGUCCAGAUUCUGAAUGUGCAGGUGUCCCGCCUGGACCUGAACUUCAUUGCCGGCUUUGGGAUACGCAUGUUGGUGGCAGCCAAUUUUACUUUCAAGGUCUUUCGAGUCCCAGAGCCCCUGGAGCUGGUUCUACCUGUGGUACUGGUGGCUGAUGCUCGUGUGGCCCCCGACUCCAUCAGGACUCCCGUUGUCAGCAUCUCCACCUGCUCCUCAUUCUUCAAUAAUGCCAUUGUGCUUGAUGGCAAUCACAGCACGGCCUUGCUGGUCCGGGUGCAGCGUCACAUCAAAGCUGUCCUGCGUAACAAGCUGUGCCUGAGCAUCUCUAACCUGGUGCAGAACCUCAACGUCCACCUGGGCACUUUAAUUGGCCUCAACCCUGUGGGUCCUGAGUCCCAGAUUCGCUACUUCAUGAUCAGUGCACCCAAUAUCACUAAUGACUACAUUUCUUUGGAUAUCAGCGCUGUUCUCUUCCUGCUGGGCAAGCCCAUCGUCCUGCCUGUGAAUGCCACGCGUUUCAUGCUGCCAGAGCAUGUAGGCACUGACAGUGCCAUGGCAACUGUGGGCCUCUCCCAGGACAUGUUUGACUCUGUCCUCCUGCUGCUGCAGAAGGCUGGUACCCUAAACAUGGACAUCACAGGGCAGCUGAAGUCAGAUAACAAUCCGCUGAACACCUCGGUGCUGGGCCUGCUCAUCCCCGAGAUAACACACCAGUUCCCCCAGCCCAUGUCCGUGGUGCUCAAGGUGCGGCUGGGUGCCACGCCCAUGGUCAUUCUCCAUACCAACAAUGCCACGCUGCAGCUGCAGCCCUUUGUGGAGGUCCUGGCUGUGACAUCUAACUCAGCUUUCCAGUCCCUUUUCUCCCUCAAUGUGGUGAUGAACCUCAGCCUCCAGCUCUCCGUGUCCAAGGUGAAGCUUCAGGGGAUCACAUCUGUGCUGGGGGAUGUCAAGCUCACUGUGGCCUCUUCCAAUGUGGGCUUCAUUGAUACAGAUCAAGUGCACGCACAAAUAGGCACCGUGUUUGAGAAGCCUCUGCUGGACCAUCUCAAUGCUCUCUUGGGCAUGGGGAUUGCCCUCCCCAACGUGGUCAGCCUCUACUAUCUCAACGCUGAGAUCUUUGUCCAUGAGGGCUACGUGGUGGUAUCCAGCAAACUUCUGUAUGAGCACUGA